This is a messenger RNA of Capronia coronata CBS 617.96, 1047 nucleotides long. RefSeq names its product cell cycle arrest protein BUB3. Gene Ontology annotation, biological process: mitotic spindle assembly checkpoint signaling. Gene Ontology annotation, cellular component: bub1-bub3 complex; kinetochore; mitotic checkpoint complex. The transcript is spliced from 3 exons. Gene Ontology annotation, molecular function: ubiquitin binding. NCBI's taxonomy places the organism in Eukaryota, Fungi, Ascomycota, Eurotiomycetes, Chaetothyriales, Herpotrichiellaceae. The record is from RefSeq and is a predicted model, not a curated record. The coding region runs from base 1 to 1047 and encodes 348 amino acids.
AUGUCUAGCCAGUUCGCAGUGUCCGAAGUGCCAGCCGAUGCCAUAUCCGCGCUGAGGUUUUCACCACACCCGAACUCGCUUCGCUUCGCCGUCGCCUCGUGGGACAAGAACGUGUAUCUAUACGAGCUCGCGGACGGCAAGGUCUGCACACAACUGGCCAAAUUCGAACAUCGCGCACCUGUUCUGGACGUUUGCUUCGGCAAGGACGACAAUGAGAUCUAUACCGCAUGCUUGGAUUGGGAUGUUCGCAGAAUCGAUGUAGCCACAGGAACGCAGACCGUGUUGAGCACCCACGACAACGGCGUUCGAUCGGUCGUCUACAGCAAAGAACACUCGCUCGUCGUCUCCGCGGCGUGGGACUCGACCGUGCACAUCCACCCGGGCGGAGAAGCAGAAUGGUCGACAGCCACGAUCAACCUACCUUUCAAACCGUUCUCGCUCGCCGUGUCGUCUUCGAAACUUGUGGUCGCGAUGGCGAAUCGGGCGCUACACAUCUACGAGCUGAAGACGCUGGCUAGUGAAUGCAAGAGCUCGGCAAACUCGCUGCAGAACAGACUGGACAUCGAACCGUGGCAGAGGCGCGAAAGCAGUCUGAAAUUCAUGACAAGAGCGGUCGACUGUAUGCCGAAUGAUGAGGGCUACGCAUCGUCAAGUAUCGAGGGUCGUGUCGCUGUCGAAUGGUUCGAUCCUUCGAACGAGUCCCAGGCACGCAAAUAUGCUUUUAAAUGUCAUCGGCAACAUGUCGACGAUGUGGACGUCGUCUACCCCGUCAACGCGAUUGCUUUCCAUCCGAUUCACGGUACCUUUGCAACGGGCGGUGGAGACGGAGUGGUGGCCAUCUGGGACGCGAUUGCGAAACGAAGAAUACGGAUUUAUCCCAAGCUUGCCGCCAGUGUUGCUGCCGUCUCGUUCAGUUCGAGUGGAAAGUAUCUCGCCACCGCAAUCAGUCCAGGGUUUGAAGACGGGAAGGAUGAGCUCGUGGAGGGCAUGAUAGGCAUCUUCAUCCGGGAAUUGGCCGAGAACGAAGUCAAGAGGAAGACAAAGUGA